AUGGAGACUCAACCUUACAGCAGCGCGACGAACAUUGCCGCCCUUCAGAACCUUCGCGCCAGAGGCGUGCCCGAUGUCCCCGAGGAUGUCGAAUUUCUCAUGGAGCAUCUCAAUGACCCUAACUUUGACUACUAUGCCGCACCUACCUCUCCUACCUCAUCCACCACUGAGGUGCAUGAGCUUGAGCGCAAAAAGAUAGCGAUGUCAGAGUACUCUGGCGGUGCCUCGGACUUCGAUGUUGAGUCACGAGUUGAGUCUACGCGAUACUCGACAGCUUCGAGAACUGCCACAUCUUCAAUGUUCGAAUAUGACGACGAGUCACCUUACCCUGAAGUUCGCGCCGCUGUGGCCAGCAUUGAUGACCCCACCAUGCACGUCAAUACGUUCCGCAUGUGGUUCUUGGGUAUCUUCUAUACUGUCCUCAUCUCGGCUCUUAACCAGUUUUUCUCUAUGCGCUACCCUUCCAUUAUUAUCACUGCCAUUAUUGCUCAGUUGACUGCCCUACCCCUUGGCAAAGGGAUGGAGCGAAUCCUUCCCACUACACGCUUCAAUACCAUGGGGUACAUCUGGUCAUUCAACCCAGGACCAUUCAACAUCAAGGAACACGUACUCAUCACUGUCAUGGCGAACGUUGUAGUCAGCGGUGCCUAUGCCACCGACAUUAUCGCAACCCAGAAGGUCUUCUACAAUCAGACCCUCACCACCUCCUAUCAACUCUGCCUUGUCCUUUCAACGCAACUCAUCGGGUUCUCUCUGGGCGGCCUCCUUCGUAGAUUCCUUGUUUGGCCCAGUAGCAUGAUUUGGCCUGGGGCACUUUCGUAUGGCAAACCUGAGAGUCGCCACAUCUCUCGGGAGAAAUUCUUUUGUAUUGCACUGGGAUGCAGUUUUGUAUGGUACUGGGUACCUGGAUACUUGUGGACUGGACUGAGCGUGUUCAACUGGGUCUGCUGGAUUGCACCCAACAACGUGGCCGUGAACGCACUCUUUGGCACCUCCACUGGUCUUGGGAUGGGGAUUCUUACUUUCGACUGGUCCAUGAUCUCGUACAUCGGAAGCCCCUUGGUAACGCCUUGGUGGUCUGAGGCCAACACGGUCGUUGCCCUUGUGAUCUGCUUCUGGAUCAUUACGCCGAUCAUCUACUUCACCAACACUUGGUUCACCGCGUACUUACCAAUCUCCUCCUACUUCACCUACGACAACACUGGGUUGCAGUAUGACGCUGCUCAGGUGGUCGUCAAUGGCUCUUUCAACGUCGCGCAAUACGAGGCUUACUCGCCCGUCUUUAUGACGGCAACCAUGGCUAUUGCAUAUGGUGUUGCAUUUGCCGCUUUCUCAUCAGUAGUUGUGCACACAUUCUUGUGGUACCGCCGUGACAUCGUUCGCCGCCUCAAGAGCAGCCUCAGAGAUGAGCGUGACGUUCAUUCGCGCCUGAUGCAGGCAUACCCCGAAAUUUUCCCCACGGAUCUCCCCAUCUGGGCUGUUUGCGUUGGCAUGCUCCAAGCAAUUACCAAUCAGCAGAUCGCCCUGAACGUCAUGUUCGAGAUGAUUGGUGCCUAUUUGCUUCCUGGCAAACCCAUCGCUGUCAUGAUCUUCAAAGCGAGCGCAUACAUGGGUACAAACCAGGCGGUUGGCUUUGCUGGCGACUUAAAGCUUGGUCAUUACAUGAAGGUGCCCCCGCGUCUCAUGUUCAUGGCACAGGUCCUCGCUGCCUUCAUCAGUUCCAUCGUUGUCACCCUCGUGCAGGACUGGAUGUUCGCCAACAUUGUGGACAUCUGCACACCCACCCAGCCUGAGUUCUUCGUUUGCCCGUCCACUGUCACCUUCGGAAGUGCAUCACUCCUGUGGGGAAGCAUUGGUCCCCAACGUCUCUUCAGUCCUGGUGCCAUGUACAGCCCAUUACUCUGGUUCUUUGCCGUUGGUGCCCUCCUCCCCAUCCCCUUCUACUACCUUGCUCGCCGUUUCCCUCUUUCUUACUGGAGAUACAUCAACAUCCCAGUGUUCUUCGCAGGCAUCGGCGCCAUGCCUCCUGCCACUGGCAUCAACUUUGCGUCUUGGGCAAUUGUCGGCUUCAUCUUCCAGUGGUUCAUGCGCCGCUACCACUUCAGGUGGUGGAUGCGCUACAACUACAUCCUCUCCGCUGGUCUUGACGCAGGCGUCACGCUCAGCCUCAUCGUCAUCUUCUUCGUUCUCCAGAUGCCAAAAGGUGGAAUUACCCUCAACUGGUGGGGUAACUCCGUCUGGCAGAACACUGCAGAUGCAAUGGGCACGCCCCUUUACGUGAUGCCUCCUGGCAAAACAUUUGGCCCUUCGACUUGGUCAUAA
Molecule: messenger RNA, 2322 nt
Organism: Suillus subalutaceus
Lineage: Eukaryota; Fungi; Basidiomycota; Agaricomycetes; Boletales; Suillaceae
Product: OPT oligopeptide transporter
Exons: 8
Coding region: 1-2322 (773 amino acids)
Biological process (GO): transmembrane transport
Molecular function (GO): oligopeptide transmembrane transporter activity
Source: RefSeq, a predicted model, not a curated record